AAAUGAUUGGCGGCAGUGCAGGAACCGGUCAGGUCACUCAAGACUGUAAAGAUGGUAUCGUUGUAACAGGUACUGGUGUGCUCAUAGAUCAGGAAACACCCACGUACCAUGACUUUGCCUUGUACCUGAGCCCAGCCACAAUGGAAACAAAAUAUCAGAGGCGACUGGAAAGCAACUGGGUGCCAGAUAUUGAGAUUGGUCAGUGUCAAUAUGUCACAGGCGCACACUCUGCUCACCCUCAACUCUGUCAUGUAAAAUUUGGAUGGUAUCAGAGACGCCAUCAUUGCCGGAGCUGUGGCAAAAUUUUCUGUAGCCAACACAGUGCUAAUCGCCUGCUAUUAUCUUGUGCCACGGACACUUCUUUGUUAGCUGAGUGGAGCAGAGUGUGCAACGGCUGUUUCCAUAGAUUGGCCAUCCAACCUUCCAUGUAAUUCAAACAUCUUUACCCAGCCAAAUACUACGCCAAUCCAAGCAUCUGCC
Molecule: messenger RNA, 480 nt
Organism: Umbelopsis ramanniana AG
Lineage: Eukaryota; Fungi; Mucoromycota; Umbelopsidomycetes; Umbelopsidales; Umbelopsidaceae
Exons: 3
Molecular function (GO): metal ion binding
Source: RefSeq, a predicted model, not a curated record